AUGGCGGCGGAAUCGGGGCGCUCGUGGGCCCAGGCUCGCAGAGCGUACGGUGCAAGCGAGGCCCUGCGGCGCGGCGUGGACCGCCGGCGGGCCCCCGGCCCCCAGCCCAAUGGGCCGGUCCCUGAAGAAGCCCGCGCCCCAGGCCGCCUGGCUCGCCUGCGCGGCCAGCUCCGGGCUGAGACGGAGGCGCGGGCCAACGCCCCCCGGCUGCUGCGGCUGGUGGAGCGCGCGGGGGCGGCGGCAGGGGCCAGAGACGAGGCUGCCGGGGUGCAGGCGGACGCGCGCAGCCGAGGCUCUGUGUGCUCGGUGUGCGGGGAACCACGCGGCGGGGCCACCUACCCGGCCGGCGUCCUGGAGGUGAGCGAGCGGCGGCUGCAGGAGGGCCUGGCGGCCGUGCGUGCGGAGCUGGGAGCGGGGCUCGAGGCGCUGCGCGUGGAGCUCCGGGCGGAACUGGAAGCCCUGCGCGCGCUGCUGCCGCCACCGCCACCCGCCCGCCGCGAGCCCCGCAUCGCGCCCCGCGGCCCGGCCCUGCUGCGGGCGCUCGGCACCGUGAACGCCCUGGCCGCGGCCACCAGGCCCACGGACGACGCCUCGGACGGCCCCGCGAACGGCCCCGCGAACCAGGCCCUUGCCCGGAAGAACCUCAAGAAGACGCCGGUGCCCCCCGGGGCCCCGCCGGGUGGUGGGGAUUGA
Messenger RNA from Myotis myotis, 693 nucleotides. Its product is annotated as protein FAM246A-like. The transcript has a single exon. Bases 1 to 693 code for a protein of 230 amino acids. NCBI's taxonomy places the organism in Eukaryota, Metazoa, Chordata, Mammalia, Chiroptera, Vespertilionidae. The record is from RefSeq and is a predicted model, not a curated record.